Messenger RNA from Fusarium verticillioides 7600, 652 nucleotides. Its product is annotated as mitochondrial import inner membrane translocase subunit TIM13. The transcript has 2 exons. The record is from RefSeq and is a predicted model, not a curated record. Lineage: Eukaryota; Fungi; Ascomycota; Sordariomycetes; Hypocreales; Nectriaceae. The coding region runs from base 37 to 294 and encodes 85 amino acids.
AACUAACGUCACGCCUGUCAAACGAACAUCACAACCAUGGAUUCCACACAAGUCAAGGCUGCUGUCAUCAAGCAGGUCCAGCAGGAGGCCAACUUGGUUAACGCCCGUACUCUCAUUGAGAAACUCCAAGAGACUUGCUUUGAGAAGUGCGUCCCCAAGCCCGGAACUUCUCUAUCGAGCGGCGAGACGACUUGCAUGACCAGCUGCAUGGAGAAGUACAUGGCUGCUUGGAACAUGGUCAACGCAGCAUACAUUGCCCGAUUAAGGCAGGAGUCUGCUAGCUUGCAAAAUUGAAGAGGCGAAGAUUCUCAAAAUAAAAAAACCAACGGCUUGCGACAAUUUUUAUGAAAGCGCAAGAUUGUAACAUAUUGUGACAACACGGGCCGGAUGACGCCCAGGAGGAGAUAUUAUCAUGUACGAAGAAUCGAUUAAGGAUAGAACAGGGCAAUAGACGAACCGGAGGAGAUAUGAGUGGGAUGCUGUGUCAAUAGCCAUGCCAUGUCGUUGUAUACAGCCUUCUUCAAUUUCUGAGUUUGGGUAUCUAAGUUCCCCCAGCAGCCUUCUUCGCUUCCUCGGCCGCUCGUUUUCGAGCUAGGUAUCGUUCCUUCGCACUUGAGAUCUCGCCCUCUGUCUUCCGGCUCUUCGAAGUUCG